AUGGAUAACAGGAAGAAGAAGCUGGACUUGUCUCCGAGUCAUGCAGAGUCCUGUGACGGCAGCCCCACUGCCCCCUCCCCCUCCUCUGGCCACAAGGAGAGCUGGCACCAUGCGGCCCCCUUCCCGGCCCUGCAGAAGGAGGUGGUCCAACGCAACCUGAAGGAGGAGAAAAAGGGCCUUCAAGAGGACAUCAGGGAGCUCUGGGAGAGGUGCCGGGAACUGAGAGGGGAGAUCAGGAGCUUCCAAGAAGACAACAAGAUCAAAGCUUUAUGGGGAGACAUCCAUGUUUUCAAGCACAAGAACAAGUCUUUCUUGGAUCAGAUCAAAGACUUCUUGGAAGAGAACUGGGUUUUCAUGGAAGAGGUGAAGCUGUUUCAAACCCAAAAGUCAGACAUACGAGAGAAGGUGAGGGUCUUUCAGGAGAAGGUAGAAAUUUUCCAGGAGAAGAUCAAAGGAGCAGAGGAGGAGAUUUCCUCCUUGGAAGAAAGGAACGAAUCCUUCCGUAAUGUCAUCAAGGCUUUUCAGUUGAAGAACAAGGAGAUCCAGGAAGCAAACAAGGGGAUGCGUGAGAAGAACAAAGCCCUGCAGGAAAAGAUGGAAACGGUGGAAGAGAAGAACAAGGCCUUUUGGAAGGAAUGCAAAGCCUUUUGGAAGAAGGACAAGAACUUUUGGGAAGAAGACAUGGCCAUCUCCAGGGACAAAAUGAGCCUUUGGAAUGAAUACAUCGCUCUCCGGGACAACGACCAGGCUCUCCAAGAAGAAAAAAGCCGAAUGUGGGACAUGGUGGAAGCUCUCUGGGAUGCCAAGUAUUCCAUCUGGAAGCAACUCAACGGUUUCCCGGAAGAAGCGCCACACGACUUAGGAAUUGGCGUGGUGGGGAACGGGGCCGAUGGUGACCAUGACAGUGUCCCUGAAGAAGACAAGCAAGGGUGA
Pseudonaja textilis is the source of this 933-nucleotide messenger RNA. It is a transcript of the gene CCDC70, whose product is annotated as coiled-coil domain containing 70. The record is from RefSeq and is a predicted model, not a curated record. Lineage: Eukaryota; Metazoa; Chordata; Lepidosauria; Squamata; Elapidae.